Octopus bimaculoides (California two-spot octopus) is the source of this 365-nucleotide messenger RNA. RefSeq names its product histone H2B. The record is from RefSeq and is a predicted model, not a curated record. Gene Ontology annotation, molecular function: structural constituent of chromatin; protein heterodimerization activity; DNA binding. Gene Ontology annotation, cellular component: nucleosome. Lineage: Eukaryota; Metazoa; Mollusca; Cephalopoda; Octopoda; Octopodidae.
CAAGGCUAAGGCCACUCGCCCCGCUGGGGACAAGAAACGUAAGAAGAAGAGGAAGGAAAGUUAUUCCAUCUACAUCUACAAAGUAAUGAAGCAAGUCCACCCCGACACUGGCAUCUCCAGCAAAGCUAUGUCUAUCAUGAACAGUUUUGUCAACGAUUUGUUCGAAAGAAUAGCUUCUGAAGCCAGCCGUUUGGCUCACUACAACAAGCGUUCAACCAUCAGUAGCCGUGAGGUGCAGACUGCUGUGCGUCUGCUUCUCCCCGGUGAGUUGGCUAAACACGCCGUCUCUGAAGGUACCAAGGCUGUUACCAAAUACACCAGCAGCAAGUAAAACCAUUUACGUUUUUGUCUAUCAGACGGUCCUU